Ectocarpus siliculosus is the source of this 1554-nucleotide messenger RNA. Lineage: Eukaryota; Phaeophyceae; Ectocarpales; Ectocarpaceae. The record is from the annotation of a GenBank genome assembly.
AUGAAGACGCGCAUCGAAGAGUACUUCAAUGACCAAGGAGAAGUGUGCAACGUGAAGUACGUCGACCCGUCCUACAUGAUUCGGUCGGUCGCAGCUAACUCGUACGACCAGAUCUACUGCAUGCAGCUGGCUCAAAACGCCGUUCACGGCGCGAUGGCGGGCUACACGGCGUUCAGCGUAGGGAUGGUGAACGACCGCACGGUGUAUCUGCCAAUGGAGGAGCUCGUGGCACACUCUCCCCGCAUCGUAAACCCCCUGGGUCGCACCUGGGAGAAUGUUCUCACCGUUACCAGACAGCCAAGCACCCUGGGCAGCAGAGCGACCGGCUAAAAGAAAUAGAAGUGUCUUCUAUUGGUUCAACCGAGAGGCAAGCUUCGAGACUCACGGCUUCUCAAGGGCAGAUGCAACAGACCCUGUGCAAACAAGGUUAAGGGCGAUGAUUGGCGGUGGCAAGGUUUGGCCGGGCGAUUGAAGACAGGACAGGGACGGGGCACGGACGGCGGGACAAGCGAGACUCACCAAGUUGAAGGCAUCCCGUCAAGAGUUGUAUUGGAAGGACCCUCGUCAUGUGCUUACUUUCGAGAGCCGUUUCUUUUUUUUUUUCGUGUUUUUGGAAGCACGGGCGGUGCGGAGCGUGAAAGCUCUUCUUUCUGAACCACCCCUGCACAAUCGUUCAAAACAAGGAUGGCAAACGCGCGCGGGCUACACUCUACCGCAUGUACGCGGCACGUUGGUUCACUGCGCUGUUCCCCAUUGUUUCCUAGCGGUGAGGAUGAAUAAUCUCACAGGUUUGGCGCGGGCAUUUGCAGGCCGGGUGUUGGGUGUCGGUCGGUAGCGUACGGGUGCCGUUUCGUGUGCCGGCCAAGUGCUAGAACUGGUUUGCAUUUACGAUCACACCCGAGGUGAGCGGUCGCUAGAUGGACACUUGGUUUUCCCCUCUUGCGUCGAUCUCCGGUUCUUUUUUUUUCGAGUUCCUUUUUUUUCGCAUCGGCUGGUUUCUGCGAAUCGCUUUCAUACGAGGGCGACAGGGCUGGUCAUCUUAUUGCGUGCCUGAAGUACGUGUAGUCGCUGGACCGAGAUAACCAGCCGCGGCAACAAUCGGGCACCUGGCCGAUUAACGUCACAAGUGCAACAUUGGUAGUGGUGGCGCGUGCUGACAGCAAACAUAGGACGCAAUCAGCGUUACAUGUAUUUAUGUCUUUUGGUGCUCGUCUCUUUUUUGGGAGUAAGGCCAAAAGUACAUUCAAGGUCUGACUCGCAUGUUAGUUGCGGGUUUGUUGGAAACAUGGACACGUCCAAUCAUGGUGUACCGAGCACCGGUCGAAUCGCUGCAGCGGUAGCAGUAUCCUUCAAGCCCAGGGGGGAGCGAUACAGAACGUAGUCAUAGCGUGUCUGAAAGUAGGUAAAAUAGCCCCGAUGAUGGGUUCUCUGCCAAGCAAGGCCGCGUAGAAAGGGCAGACCGCACUGCGUAGAGCGCGGAACUAAUAGACGGGGUACGCGAGGUUGAGCGGCGCGAGUCCAAGAGUCGAAAUGGCCAGCAAGCUGGCGGUCAUC